This is a messenger RNA of Aspergillus tubingensis, 2223 nucleotides long. RefSeq names its product lanosterol synthase. The transcript is spliced from 5 exons. Bases 1 to 2223 code for a protein of 740 amino acids. Gene Ontology annotation, molecular function: lanosterol synthase activity. Gene Ontology annotation, cellular component: lipid droplet. The record is from RefSeq and is a predicted model, not a curated record. NCBI's taxonomy places the organism in Eukaryota, Fungi, Ascomycota, Eurotiomycetes, Eurotiales, Aspergillaceae. Gene Ontology annotation, biological process: triterpenoid biosynthetic process; ergosterol biosynthetic process.
AUGGCAAGCAAGUACACUUUGAAGACGAAGAAUCCCCUGUGUCGAAAUCAAAGUGAUGGGAUACAUCCAUUAUAUACUAAGCAAAGUGACAUAGAGGGAUGGUACCUGGUGGCGACUGAAGAUCUGGGGCGUUUAAGAUGGGUCUAUGUGAAUGACGAGAUGGAGCGAAAAGCUAGGCCUCAAGAUGCCACAACGAAGUUCUUUCUGGAGAUACCAACGGCCAGUCCCGAUCCACGUCCCGCCAAAACGACCACUGAGGCUAUUCAAAGGGGUGCCCGCUUUCAUACCAACACACAAGUCCGUGAUCUCGGUUGUUGGGCUACCGAUAUGAGUUGCAUAUUCUUUGUAACCCCGAUGAUGAUAAUCGCAUGGUAUAUCACCGGUGCCCAGAUUGAUGAAGCCUAUAUCGUCGAAUUGAUCCGCUUCAUGUUCAACUAUCAGAACCCCGAGAACGGUGGCUGGCCAACGUACCUAGAAGAGGAGCCUUCGCCGAUGGGGACGACUCUAGCAUACAUUGCAUUGAGGCUUGUGGGAGUUCCGGCCCACGACGAGCAUCUCCUCAAAGCCCGGUCAUUCUACCUUAAACAUGGAGGAGUAGACCAUCUUCCAGGCUGGGCCAAAUUCUGGCUUGCUCUGCUGGGGCUAUACAACUGGGCAAAGACUGACCCCUACCCAGUAGAGAUGUGGCUCUUGCCCGAGUGGGUACCAGUAAGUCCAUGGCAAUGGUUCGUAGCCACACGCCAGGUCUACCUGCCCAUGUGCUACCUCUCGUCCCGAAGGUUUACGGUGCCCACCAAUGAUCUCUUGGAUGAAAUCCGGCUAGAGCUAUUUCCUCCUCAACCGUCUGUCAGAUUUGGGGUAUCUGAUAUAGUCAAGGGCCUAUCUAAGCGCCACCAACCAAAAAGCUGGAUCCUGCAGACUCUAAAUUGGGCCCUUACGAACGUGUGGUCCCCGUGGCUUUGUCCCAGUAAACUGAAGGAAGAAGCCGAAAGACGCACGUGGCAAAUCAUACAAGAUACAGACAGGGCUAGCUGUUCGACUGGGCUUCUUAGUGUCGACGCUUGGCUGAAUAUGAUUGCCUUCUACUGCGCUGAGGGGCCCAAAUCCCCUACAUUGAAGCGAAUGCAUGAGACGAGUCUGGAGUAUUUGGCUAUGAGUCCGCAGGGGAUGCAAUCCAUGAGUGUACAUGGGGGUCAUGCGUGGAACACGUCAUUGGUGCUACAGACUCUCGUGUAUGCUGGCCUUGCAAAUCACCGCGACUUCCAAGACAAUGUCUUACAAGCGCAUGAAUGGCUACGACAGCAGCAACUUGUGGAUGAAUGGGAUGAAUCUCCUUCUUGCCAUCGCCCAAGUCGGCUCGGUGCUUGGUCCUUUACUACCCGUUACCAUGGCACCCCUUGUUCUGAUUGCACCGCUGAGUCAUUGAAAGCCAUCCUGCUGGUGGAAAGGGAGAUGGGCAUCCGACGAAUGAGUGAGCAGAACCUCCGUUUGGCAGUCGACAAUCUCCUUCUGAUCCAGAAUGCCAGUGGCGGCUAUAGCAGCUUUGAGCCUAUUGCCGCAGGCGAGUGGUUGGAGUACCUGAAUGGGACCGAAGUCUUUGGUCAGGUAAUGACAGAGCACGACUAUCCGGAGUGCACUUCCUCAUGUAUCGUGGCCCUAGCACUCUUCAGGAACCGAAACGGGAAAUACCGCCGGAGAGAGAUCGACACAGCCAUUGAGCGCGGCGUCAAGUAUAUAGAGACAAGCCAGCGGGAUGAUGGGGGCUGGAUGGCCUCUUGGGGAGUCACAUUCACUUAUGGUGCUUUCUUCGCGAUGGAAGCCUUGCACUGUGGGGGGCGGACAUAUGAGAACUCCUCGGUGGUCAGAUCAGGUUGCCAAUUUCUACUCGAUAUGAGGGAGCCAGACGGUGGGUGGGGUGAGACAAUAGAGUCUCGCUUGCUUGGUCAAUAUGUACGGGCACCUAGAUCGCACACGGUUCAGACAGCGUGGUCUUGCCUCGCGUUGAUGUACGCUGGUUAUCCUGACCAGGAGCCUAUCAAACGGGGGAUUGAACUGAUCAUCAGUCGACAAAAGCCCAACGGUAAAUGGGAACAAGAAUAUCCCGUCGGCAGUGGAGUGCUUACAUGCAAUAUUCAAUAUCAAAACUACAUAUACAUUUUUCCAAUUCGCGCACUAGCCAUGUAUGAGAAGAUAUACGGGGAAGGUUUGUCUUCGAAGGGAUAG